This is a messenger RNA of Echinostoma caproni, 288 nucleotides long. NCBI's taxonomy places the organism in Eukaryota, Metazoa, Platyhelminthes, Trematoda, Plagiorchiida, Echinostomatidae. The record is from the annotation of a GenBank genome assembly.
AUGGAAACUCCACAAGUGUCAGCAUCGAAUCCGCCCUUAUUGAUUUUACAAUCUGCAGCGCAAGUGGAACAGUUGAGGCAGGGUGAUGCUACAAGAUUUGCUUUUUCAGCGCAUCAAACAGUCGGUCUUGACAGCUUGGAAAAGAUUGUCAACAUGGUGGUAACCAAUGAUGUUCCCUUGGAGGAUAUCGUUCAAUCGGUCUCUUGGCUUGAGAAUCUGGGAGGAAAGAAUUUGAGUACAGGACAAGUUGUCUACAAAGCAGACGAAGAGGAUGAAGAAACCAGGUGA